Messenger RNA from Mya arenaria, 7002 nucleotides. RefSeq names its product monocarboxylate transporter 10-like. The record is from RefSeq and is a predicted model, not a curated record. NCBI's taxonomy places the organism in Eukaryota, Metazoa, Mollusca, Bivalvia, Myida, Myidae. The transcript has 7 exons. Gene Ontology annotation, molecular function: monocarboxylic acid transmembrane transporter activity. The coding region runs from base 649 to 2574 and encodes 641 amino acids. Gene Ontology annotation, biological process: transmembrane transport.
CAGCUGCAAGUCAUACGCCUAUAGAGGACAAACUAAAGGCUAAUAUUUUGUAUUGGAGUGGCUUUUAAUGUCUUAUAUGAACAUGAUAUUCGUAGUUUUAAAAUACACCAGCUAAUAAAUAAAUAUACUGUACUGUCUGAAAGAGCAAAGCGAAAUUUACUGCGCUGAACUUGACCUACUUCCAUUCUAAAAACAGCUGAUCAUGUAAACAAAUAAUGUUACAUUGCGUGUUCUUCGUAGUUGGUUUAUGAACCUCGAAGACAUCAGGUGGAAGUUAUUCAAUUGUGUGCAGUUAAAUAUGUCAAUGGACAUAUACAAUGGUUAUGUGUAUUUUCUCUAAUGUUAUGGCAGUUUAUGAAUGUGAUACUAUAAUACUAUUAUUUACAACUCAGUAAGGAAAUAUAUGAAUUGAAUGGGACUGCACGUAUACAUUCAUUGCCAUUGACUCUGUGCGCACUAUGUGUAUGUAUUCAAUUAUGUCUGAUAAAAUUUGUAUUCGGGUAUCAGCCAGAAUCCUACACAUUUAGUUUAUCUGAUAAGAUGUCUCAAUGAGAGUACUGACUUUGAUAUAUUAACAUUAUUAUCACAUUACUCAAUUAUUUUGCAACUGUUGUUGUGAUUCUAGAUUUUUAUGGACAUUAUUAUACAAUGGGUAAAUCAGGCAAAAUAGAAAAACAGAAACGUCAUUUCUGGCAGAAAAAAGAACAGAAGACAACCCAAGAUAUUGAGUUAUUGGAGAAGGAAAAACCUCGAAAUGGUGAUUUAAAUGACCGAGAGCAGAAUGCAGUUGAUGGAUUUGUUCCUCCUGACGGUGGAUGGGGUUGGGUAGUUUGCCUCGCCUCGUUAUGGGCCAACGGAACUGUGUUCGGUGUCAUUAACACAUUUGGAUUAGUUUAUGUUGAGAUGAGAGAGCAUUAUGCCAAAGAUGACCCAGAGGUGUCUCUUAAAACUGCAUUUGUUGGUUCAACUUGCACAGGAGUGACAUUUCUGUUGUGUACAGUGUCAAGUAUAUUGAGCGACAGGGUGGGUAUACGAACGACAGCGGUCAUCGGAGCAGUACUGUCCACGGCAGGACUUAUAGCGAGUGCAUUCAUUCAGAAGCUUGAACUUCUCUACCUGACCUAUGGCAUUCUUCUGGGACUCGGCUCGUCAAUGGUUUAUUCACCAUCUUUAGUCAUUCUCGGGCAUUAUUUCAAGAAGCAUAUGGGACUUGUAAAUGGAAUAGUUGCGUUCGGAAGUUCACUUUUUACAAUAGCUCUAACAAGAAUUUUGCCCUUGUUGUUGUCAACAAUCGGCAUUAAGUAUUGCUUCAUAUUCCUGGCGGGACUUCAUUUUAUGUUGAUUAUAUUUUCCCUGUCCUGGAAGCCUCUGUUUAGGCGAGAAGACCACCUAACUGCCUUAACCCUGUCAACAGAAAGUGUGUACAACCACUGCAACGACUGCUGUUCAUGGACAAGAAAGUUCUUGAAUGUGAAAAUUUGGAAGAACAAGGCUUAUGUUACCUGGGUUCUUUCAUUGGGUGUCGCUCUCUUUGGUUACUUCAUACCAUUCUUUCAUCUGCCAAAGCACACACGGGACAAUUUUCCAGAAUCCGAUGGCAGCCUGCUCAUUCUCUGUCUCAGUAUUACUUCAGGAGUCAGCAGAAUUGUAUGCGGCAAAAUUGCUGACUUUCCCUGGGUGAACCGCAUUCGCAUGCAGCAGUGUGCCUUUUUCGUCCUGGGAGUGUCCACCAUGUGUAUUCCCUUCGCCAAGAGUUUUGAGGCCCUGAUAGCCAUCAGUCUGGCAAUGGGCUUGUGUGAUGGGGUGUUUGUCUGCCUGUUGGGACCGGUAGCGUUUGACAUUGUCGGUCCCAGCGAGGCGUCACAGGCCAUCGGCUUCCUGUUAGGCAUCUUCAGCAUUCCAUUUACCAUAGGACCCCCUGUUGCUGGUUUUAUGUAUGACAAGCUGGGAGACUAUCGUAUAGCGUUCCACGUGGCUGGGGCUCCUCCAAUCCUGGGGGCUCUCAUGAUGUUCCUGAUUCCCAAAGUCGACCAGAGUUUCCCUGCUGUUACCGAGGCGAUGGAGUUUGCAUCAGUUUCCAUGAUGGAUGUCUACAAAGAAGUCCGAGAAGAUGCCACUGAAGAAGUGCCAAGCCAUAAGCUGGGCCACACUCAGGCCAAUGGAGCCCCAUCCGGGCCUUACAGCGAGCUUCAGCUGAUCACUUCCCAGGAGCUGCUGGUCAUUGGGAGUAAAUAUAGACUCCCAAGUGGAGACAACGAAGAUGAACCUGAUGAACACACCACUGCAGCCGAGACCAAGCCUGAUGGCUACAUGGAGGAUGAAACUAUGCAAAAGACAGAUGUAAGCCGAGAAGAGGCUCAUUUAACACAAAGUAUAAAUGAGCCACAAGAAAAAUAUAAGAGCUCUAAGGAUAUCUCAAGUGAACAAGAUGAAGUUCUUCCAAUGCCUGCUUAUUCUGACUUUAAUGAAUCCAAUGCUAAUGAUGACAAAGAGUCUUCACUGUUAACAGAAAUAGGAAAAUUCUUCGAUGGAAACAAAAUUUCAUUUGACAGUAAUGAGAAAACGUCAGUGUAAAGACAAUGUUUACCAGUCAGACUCCUUCUAACAAAUAAAAUUACCCCUUACUUUUAUUCUUUUUAAGUUCUAUUGUAAAUUUGUGCAUCAGAAUACAUGUUUUCUUACGCAUUUAAGUAGGUUUUAUUGUGGAUUUGGUUUUGGAUUUUUUUAGCAAAUAUGCCUUGAUUUAUUUUCCUUGUAAAUGGAGUGAAAAGAGUGUAUACAUAGGUUUCACUGCCUUAUGUAUAUUAUGAUCCAUUGUGAUAAGUGCGGCCCACGUUUUGAGGCCCUGAUAAAAUCUACUUGUAGACUGGCAAAAUUAAGUCAUUGACUUUUAAUUAGAAAGUUAUAGGCAUUCAGUUGUGUUCAUUGAUAAAUAAAAAGAUAUCUGGAUAAAUUAUGCAUCAUAUAUGUAUAUUUACACCUCAACUUCCAUUCCUUAUAUGUAUUGCACUUUGGCAAUUGUGAAAAAAUUCCAGGAAAUGCAACAUCUUUGGAAACGUGCGGAUUGCCAAUCAUCGCAUAUUAAUAUAAAUUGAAAAUUGCUUAUCUUGAUUUUGUUUGUAUUGUGUCAGCAGGCCAAGAAAAACUAUUAUCAACAUGAUGGAAAGUGUUAAUUUAUGAUAUGUGAAAUAUAUUGUUGUCGUUAGCGUUUCCAUUUUACAUAUAAAGUGAUUUAACGUAUCAGCUAUAAAUGAUUAAAAUUUUCAUGCGUUAUUAUGACGUAAUAUGAUAAAUGUUUUCCAGUUACUGUCAGGUCGUUCUAUUUACAUAGUGGAUGAGAAAGAAUUGCUGUAAAGUUUCUUAAAUGAAAUUAGUAAAUUUUUUAACAAUUUUUGAAAUUAUAAUGAACUAUUGGUGUAAAUAUAACUAAUGAAUUGCAUGAUUGAUGUCAUUAUUGGGGAUAUGAACACAGUUGGGCUGGUUAAAGUAAGCUGGAGUCCUUUCGACUCCACAUACUUUAACCAGCCCAACUGCGUUCAUACCCUGAUAAUGACAUCAAUCAAUCAAAUCAUUCCUUCAAUGAGUGAUGUGUGAAAUACAGCUUAUCCAGACUGUCCUAUACCGUGGUAACAACAGGUAUAUUCGACUUGACUGUUGGAGAGUAACAUUUUCUUUCAAGUUUUAGUAUGGCUUAAACUGUAUAUAUUCCACAAGCAAUUUGAUGUAAUUGACUGAUCUUUUACAUAUACUCAAAUGCAGCAUUUACCAAACAUAUGUUAUCCAAUACAUUCCUGGUCAUUUUUAUGUAUGCUAUUUAAAUUGGUUGAAGAUUUUCAGUCUUAUCAUGUCAGCAAAUGACAUAUAUAUUCUAAAGAGCCAAGAACCAAAGAGAAAACUAGACAAGAAUUUCAAAUUAUUUUCCAAACAUUUCAUCCAUAGAGAAAACUAGACAAGAAUUUCAAAUUAUUUUCCAAACAUUUCAUCCAUAGAGAAAACUAGACAAGAAUUUCAAAUUAUUUUCCAAACAAAAAGUUUUUAUGCUGAGUUGUUGGUGCUAUGAGUUUGAAACAGUGUGUGAUGUCCCUGUUGUGAUAAAAGGCUAGAUGGACAUGUAUUGUGCCAUCAGUUCCUCUGACACAGAGUCAAUAACAUUGACAGCAGUGUGUCUUUCAUUUCAAUUGUAUAUGCUUCUGUAUUUGUUUACAAAGUCAUUGUUGUACAAAACAAUACACUAUAAGCGGUGUUUUCUUAUUAGACAUUUCAUUGCAGUGCAUGAAUAUUGAUGCAUAUUGGAUAACAUUUUUGAGUUAUAUUGUACACUGAAAUUGACAUUCUAUGUUGACAAACGCACAGGUACAGCACUUUGGUCAGGGAUGAAAAUUGUUGAUGUAAUUGUAAACAUAAUAACUAUUUAAGAAGAAUAUAAUUAUAUCAAUGUUGUUUCACCAUCCCCAUCCCAUGCUGCCACAAUGUUGGCAAGAGAGUGUUAAAUUAGUAUAUUUUGUAAGUGACUGUUAACAUCAUGUAGUAUACACAGUCAAAAGUAUGAAUUUUUAAUAAUGGUAUGGUUUUAUUUUGCAGUGUUUUAUUACAUCACAUUUUGCAUUUUUUAAAUAUCAUUCACUCUCGAAAGAUAAAAGUGCCAUUUAAGAGAUCACACUUAAAGCUUUAUUCUUUUGUCUUUAAGCGUUUUAGCCGAGUUAUAAGAGGGUGUUGCACUCUGCCUAUUGGGUGGCAACCCUCUGCCCUCAUGCAGACCAGCAUGUGCGCCCUUCUGCCUUCUUAGAUUUACAUGCUUUGAAUAGACAAUUAAAUAUUUCCUUUGUUUUGUUUAAAAACUUAAUAAAUUUUAUGAUUAUAAAAACUUACAAACUCAAUAUUCCUGGUAGUUGAAACCUAAAACUACUUUUGAAUUACCCCGGUAAUCACAUUUCUAAAAAAAAAGUGAAAUUUAUAAUAUUUAAGUUCUAUGUUGAUGCAAUAUGCAGCACCCUGUCCUUUUAAAACCUGACUAAAACCCUAUCAUUGUUAACUUAUACAUGUGAAGUAUUUGAGAAUGCGCUCAUAUAUUUAAAAAAAACCAGUACAGCUGAAACAGCAGUCACAAAUCUUGUUAGAAAUACUGUAGAUCACAAGUGUAUCCAUUAAAAGUUCAAUGAUGACGUUAACAAUGUUGUUUACUUUAACAAAUGUUUUGAACAAUUGGCCUCCUGAUUCUAUAUUUAUUCGCAUGACUCAUUGUUUGAUGUAAUACUGACUUACAUUCAUGACAUUUGUAUCAAAAUAGACACUUCAAACUUUAAAACAAAAAUAAAAUCUUUAAGACUAGUGUAGCUGCUGUUCUCAAUUCCGUGUCAAGAUUCUGGACGGUAUUGUGUGAAAAUAAAGUUGGUAUUUUAACAGUUUUCACAGAAUGGUUUUGCAUCCAAUAAAAGUUAAUACUCUUUUAUCUAAGUUUAAACCAGUCUGUUAUGAAACUAUUGAUUUUUGUUAACUUUGACUAAGUGCAAUAUUAAGUUAGAUUAUAUUUGAAUUGUGGUAUUGAAAAUGCUUUUUUAUUUCUUUUAAUUUCAUGAAACAUGCGUUGUUUUUUCUUGGUAAAUGUUGAAAAAGCAAUGAAUAUAAAAAAGGUCUAAAAUAUAUGACUGCCUGCAAGAAUUUGUACAAGUUUGCAUAAAUUAUAAAACUAUCAUUUAUACUUUGUUCAUUGCCAUCGAAACAAUCUAAUAUUAUUUUAUCACGAAGUUAACCCUGUUUUUAAUAUGCAUGCUUUGCUUUUGAAAUGCAUAAUCUAUCUCGUAUUACACACCAAAGAAAGGUUGAUCUCACAUUUACUUUGGUAUAUAUUUUGGUUUUGUGAAUUAUACUGUAGACUGAUAGAUUUGAUUAUAGUAUAUUGAUAUAUUUCCAGAUUAUUUCACUGUUGUUAAGGUUAUUUCAUCACAAUUAUAUCUUUAGAAAAGGAGAGAAGUUAUUAGUGAUAUUUUUAAGUUUAAUGUUCAUGUAUUUUGUUUGAUCAAGUCUGUGAUAAAAGAAAUAUAUAUAUAUAUUUUUACAGCUGACUUUCCACAGAAUCAAAUUCUGAUAGUAAUUGUUGUAGAACAAAUCAUUUAUUAGCUCAGAUUGAUAUUAACCUUGUGCAAGUACCUAUGUUAAGUUACUUUUUAGCUCAGAUUGAUUUUUACCUUGUGCAAGUACCUAUGUUAAGUUACUUUAAGCAGCCUUAAUGCAUGAAUCAUAGUUUUAGCUCAAGUAGGGGUGGUAGUCACUCGCCUGGACAUUCAGUAAAACUUAAUUCCCACUCCUGGUACAGGAAGGUUUUUUAAAAAAUAAAACGGGGUUGAGGUGUACCUGGACUAAUGGUCUUAAUAUAAAAAUCCCGCCUUUCAGUAAUGAUCAGCAGCCAGUCGUAUUAAACUUUGGUAAGUUGUCCACUGGUUAUCUACUGGCUAGUUCACUCAUUGAAAUGAUUUGAUUGGUUAGUAGUUAUUAUUGGACAAUUAUUGACCAAUCAAUAAACAUUUUGGAUAACUUUGACCAAACCAAAAUCUUAACCGACUUUAUACAUUUGGCUGCUGCUGUCUAGUCUCCGAGGUAUCUAGCAUUCCCAUCCAUGGCAAAACAUUGAUGAAUGCCUACAAGGCAAUAAAAUGGUGAACAGAUUAUUAAGUGCAAGUAUAUGAUAUUUAUGCAUUUUGUGAAUUAUGCCUGUCAAAAUGCCAAUCAAAAUAAUACAUUUAAAAUAUUUACUUUUAUUGACUAUUAAUGUUAAAAAAAAGAAAACAAGAAUUAAGAUGACCUUGAAAUAUAGACCCAUAUUCCUUAAUCUUUGUGACUUAUAACAUGUUUAGACACUCAUUUUAGGGAAGAAAAUAGGACAAGAUAACUCAAUCUAAUGUUUACACACUCACAUGUUAUCACCCUGUUAUCCCACCUGCCGUAUAGUAAUGAACAUGUUGACCGUUUUAUGCUGUGCUUUUGCAAAUAAAGCUAUUAACGCUG